AUGAAGAGGAUCCCAUAUGCAUUAGCAAUUGGAUCCAUUAUGUAUGCCAUGCUAUGUACUCGGAUUGAUGUCUCAUGUGCUUUGAGCACUUGUAGUAGAUAUCAAUCGGAUCCAAGUAAGCGUUACUGGAUGGCUGUCAAGAACAUUCUUAAGUACCUGAAGAGGACUAAAGAUACGUUCUUGGUUUAUGGAGGGGAAGAUGAGCUCACUGUAAGAGGAUACAGUGAUGCUAGUUUCCAAGCGGACAAAGAUGAUUAUCGAUCGCAAUCAGGGUUUGUAUUUUGUCUCAAUGGUGGUACAGUGAGCUGGAAGAGCUCCAAGCAAAGCACUGUAGCAGACUCUACAAUAGAGGCUGAGUAUAUAGCAUUGUCAGAUGCAGCCAAGGAGGCUUGCCAAGCCAUAGUUGACAAUGCUGCACGUUGUGCCAUGGGAGAAAAGACUACAGAGGAGACAUAUGAGUUGAACAUGCCAGCUUAUGCAAAAUUCUUCAAGGAGUUGAACACUCACAAGCGUAAGUAUGAUCGGAACGAGAAAGUGAUGAUUUCAGAGACUGAAGAGAUCAAAGAUAAAUUAGAGUUGGCUUUGAUAGCAAAAGAUGAUGAGUUGAGUGAUGAUGAGGCUAGGGAGUAUAGAGUGGAUUUGGAUAAUGAGAUUAGGGACAUGUUUGAUGAGGAAUUGAGGAUGGUGAUUGAACAUGUUAAUGUCAAGUUAGUUUCUUCCAUGGAAUCCCCACCUAAGCUUGAGUUAAAACUUUACCACCGACCCUUAAGUAUGCUUACUUAG
Messenger RNA from Pistacia vera, 783 nucleotides. Its product is annotated as secreted RxLR effector protein 161-like. Bases 1 to 783 code for a protein of 260 amino acids. Lineage: Eukaryota; Viridiplantae; Streptophyta; Magnoliopsida; Sapindales; Anacardiaceae. The transcript has 4 exons. The record is from RefSeq and is a predicted model, not a curated record.